AGCCCUGCUCUGUGUGUGUGUGUGUGUUUCUGUUGUGCGCCGAACUCCACGCUCACUGCACCCCAGCUGCCCUCUCUGCCCCAUGGCAGCCCCUCACCCCCUGUUGUUUCCAGGCUGGAAUUUGAGCAGCAGCUGGACGAGCUGAUGGAGACGCACAAGAGCCUCCAGGAGUGCCACAGCAUGGAGAAGCUGGCUGCCGAGAUCUGCAGCAUGGCCGAGAGCAAGGAACGUUUGCUGAGCGAAGACAAGCUGAUCCAAGACAACCUGGCCCAGGUCGAGAAGCAGAUGGACUCCCUGCCCCAGGCCGAGGCAGCUCCCAGCCAGGAGAGGAUGUUCCUGAAGAGCCAGGAGGCCAGCACUGCCCUGCAGCUGUUCCAACAGGAAAACAAGAGAGCGACCGAGUAUCUGGAGGCAGCUUCGCGCCGCCACUCAGAACUGCAGCAGAAGUUCAAGAGGCUGACGGCCGAGCUGGAAGCCCAGCAGGGAUCCAGGGGUGACUCGGCCAGCAUGGAAACAGAUGCCUAACCCCCCCCCCCCCCCC
Molecule: messenger RNA, 541 nt
Organism: Terrapene triunguis (Three-toed box turtle)
Lineage: Eukaryota; Metazoa; Chordata; Testudines; Emydidae
Gene: SYCE1
Product: synaptonemal complex central element protein 1
Exons: 6
Coding region: 145-525 (126 amino acids)
Biological process (GO): synaptonemal complex assembly
Cellular component (GO): synaptonemal complex
Source: RefSeq, a predicted model, not a curated record